Messenger RNA from Ruditapes philippinarum (Manila clam), 777 nucleotides. Its product is annotated as snake venom metalloproteinase neuwiedase-like. Gene Ontology annotation, molecular function: metalloendopeptidase activity. Lineage: Eukaryota; Metazoa; Mollusca; Bivalvia; Venerida; Veneridae. The record is from RefSeq and is a predicted model, not a curated record. The transcript is spliced from 7 exons. Bases 114 to 731 code for a protein of 205 amino acids. Gene Ontology annotation, biological process: proteolysis.
CGAUCUGUUUUCUCUCUGUUUUCAGGACAUAUGCUUUGACUGAAGGAGAAAACGACAGACAAACUGCCACUGUAAAAAGACUGUUACAACUAACCUCUUUUCUAUUAAACGAGAUGGAUCUACGAUACCAAAGUAUGACAGACUACUCGUAUACAAUAUCCUGCGUUUUUGCUGGAAUUUACAUAGCUGAUGAUCCAAGCGAUUCGCAGUUUGCAGAAGAUCAUGUCGUCAACGCCGGAGAAGCAAAUGGUGACAAUAUACUACAUGAUUUCCUGAAAUGGGGAGAGGCUUCAUUACGUCAUUUUAAUUAUGACCAAGCUACAUUGCUGACAGGGUACGAUAUCGGAUGGAUGUAUGGUAGUCAAUUUGUGAAAGGUCUAGAAGGUGUUGCGUAUAUGCCGGGUUAUGCAGACGGUGAAGUGACCAUUCCCGCACUUUGUGGACCUUGGGGAUAUUCUGUCAAUGAAAUUACAAGUUUUAAACCGUCGAUGGGAGUAAUUGUCGCACAUGAGCUUGGACAUAAUUUCGGAUCAAAACAUGAUGGUGAUACAAAUAGCUGUAUCAAUGGAUAUGUCAUGUUACAAAAUUUUGCCAUUACCGAUGAUUUAUCAAGGAACCAAAAAAUCUGGCAGUUUUCGUCUUGUUCACAGACAUAUUUUGACACUUAUAUCACCGAUUUGAAUCAUGCCUCUAAAAACUGUAUGACUGCAAGAAACAGCGACAGGCAAUGAUGACCUUGACCCUUAUGCAAAUGACCUUGCAGGUCAAGUUUACGAU